This is a messenger RNA of Empidonax traillii (willow flycatcher), 823 nucleotides long. RefSeq names its product fibronectin type III domain containing 9 (gene FNDC9). The transcript has 2 exons. The coding region runs from base 132 to 794 and encodes 220 amino acids. The record is from RefSeq and is a predicted model, not a curated record. NCBI's taxonomy places the organism in Eukaryota, Metazoa, Chordata, Aves, Passeriformes, Tyrannidae. Gene Ontology annotation, molecular function: protein binding.
GGAAGGGAUUCAGCAGAGGCAGGAGAGAGGAGAGUGGUGGGAAGAGGGGAAGGCACUGCCGGCCCGAGGCCACUCUGUCACCAGCACCGACAGGCACCACGGACCCGCCAGGGAGGUAAGUGAGGGGCACGAUGAACAUCGAAGUGCACAACAUCACUUACACCAGCGCCACGGUCUCCUGGGCCAUGAACAACCCCUGUCCAGAGAACUACUACCACGUCAUGUACCGCCCCAACUGGAACAGCGUCUUUGCCGGCUAUUUACGCCAGAACUUCCACCGCGAGGAGCGAGUUCCUCACCCCCUCAGCUCCCUCGUCCUGCACCGGCUCACGCCAUCCACCAUCUACGUCCUCUGCAUCACGUGCAAAAACUCUUACCCCUCCAGCAACCACUGCACCACCUUCCACACUCUGGACAAAAUCCCCCUGGUUUUCGGCGGCUCUAAGCACGAACCCAGCACCUCCAUGUGGAUGGUGAGCAGCCUGCUGCUCCUCUGCUUCCUCGCUCUCCUGGCCUACGGCUGCCUGCAGUUCUGGUCUGCACGGUGCCACCAGGCUGCCAGGCUGAAGCAUCCCGACACCAGCCCUGAAGAAGUGGUCGAAGGAAGCAGCUCACCCGAGGAGCCCCUGAAUGAUGGACUGAGGGAGGAGCUUCUGGAGGUCCCCAUGACCACUGUGCUGAUGAGGAGCUCCAAUUUCAUGAGGGAGAGUCCCUAUAGCUCCCCUCACUGCUUUUUUUCCUAUAAAAACAGCGAUGAUAAAAGGGCCAUCUUGCCACAGCAUGGCCUUCAGUGAGAGCAAAAUAAAACAAGAUCCUGUUUAGA